UCUCGCGGAGCUUCUGGGGGGGGGAUACUGUGGCUGCUCGUCUCGUCUGAAUGUGUUUGAGAAGCGUUACAAUUACGUCCACUUUAGAAAAUGUUUCCAAAUCUUGCCUACGAAAAUGGUCCCCGGUCCUACGUGUAGCGCUUCGAUCGUCAGAUAUUUCUCCGGACGUCUCGGCAGACUGAUGUAAACAAACGGAAGAAGACAGCGUCAACCCUUGGCCCGCUUUGCAGCGAGCCCACAGCUUGUUUCUGAGAGGAAAAGGCAGACAUAUGGAGAUGGACUUCUGGUUCAUAUAGGGGCUACCACUUAGACGUGAGCUGAACUUCAAAAUAUGAAGCCAGUGAGAUAUCAAAAGAUGUCGUCUCUGAAUGGAGGACAUAACAAGUUGAGCUUGGAUUGUCUAUUAAGUACCUCAAAAGUGAUGUAUUGCGAGAAAUGUGGAUUUGUGUCUGUGGACUCUACUGCAUUCAAGAAGCACAUGCUGGAUCAUAUGCCAACAAAAUUUUACUGCUUCUAUUGUAAUCAUGUCUCAUACAGUGAGGUGGACUUAAAGACUCACGUAGAGCAGCACGCCUCCCAAUAUCAGUUCAGAUGUCAGUACUGUGGACUGCGAUAUUUACGAUGGGAGCAGCUUCGGAAACACAUUCAGCAUAUGCAUGAGAACUCCAUCAGCCAAGGGCUCAGCGAGCCUGACAUGAUAAAAAACACCAGCGUCCCUGUCUCCAGGGACUUGCAAAGAGUGCUAAGAAAUGAUGGAACACUUGUGAGGCCAACAGUUAAGAUACGACUACCACCCACUGAUACAUCUGCAGAUAGAGUGGACAAAGACAGUGAUAAAACAGCUGACACUAAUCUGCAAAAUGUCCCCAAAGUUGAUGCAGAGCUUUUGUGCCCCCUAAAUACACCCAUUCAACAUAACAGGGCUCUAACUGUUGCAUUACCAGAGGAGGUAUCAAUCCCUGCUGGCUGCAUGGUGGAACUUCUGGAGGUGAAAACUGUCAACGGGACCAAGGAACUGAAGCUUAGACUGGUCUCUCAACAAGAAAAUGAAUCAGUCUUAAGAGAUUGUAGGAGCACAACCUCACAGAGUACCAUAGUGGGAAAACAACUCUCAAAUACAUUGAAUGGCCCAAACACAUUCAAGUCUGGGAGUCUGGGAGUGUGCAAGGUGAACAAGAAUCAGUAUGAAACUAAGCAUUUGAAUGUCCAAUACCAUGCUGUUGCUCCAACCAACAUUGUUGAAAGUGCCACAAAUCCAAUUAAAGUAUUGUGUGGAACUAAAAGAACAUUCCAGGAAAUGGAGGGUCAGAGUACCGAAUGUUCCUCACAUAUUCCAACCAAGGUUGUGAGAAAUAGCCGGAAUCCCUUGACUGAAGGAACAGCUGGGAUCCAAAUAACGGCUCAAGAAAUGUUGAUUCCGAAUGGUGCAUGUCCCACAGCUGUCCCCCCAAAGACUGCCUGUCAGCUGCCAAAUUUUCAGCAAAACAUGGGAACUUCUACAUCCAAAACACCUCUGCCAGAGACCAAGAAUUUAACUCCAGAAUGUCCUACAAGUAUUUCAGAUGGGAAGGUAUGUGACUUGAAUACCAUUCCUCAAGAGUUGCAGGUGGCUGUGAAGGAAGAACCAAGGGAAAUCAUCACUAAGAACAAAACUGCCCCAGACGUGAAGGAAGAAGCAGAGAGUCAUGAAUACUGUCCCUUAGGCCAGACUGGACACAAUGUGACAUUAGCCUCCCCUACCUUGAGUGCUGCUGUAUCUGCAAAUGCUCAACAAAUGUCUUUUUCACUCUCACAUUUUAAAGAUAAAGUCACUGGAGAUCCAUCCUUCAUGAUGCUGAGUACAGAGGAAGGAUGUGGCCCUGGAUUUAAGUCUCUGAUUGAUCUCGUGUCAACCAAACAGCUUAAUGUUGAGGGAGAAUCAAAGGCCUCUGAUUGGACCCAGUCAGGGAAAGUCCAAGUGAAAGUAUUUGACAGAAAUGUGCCAGGACCAGAGGGUUUCCCGGUUAUCUCCUCUGUUUUUUCCCUAAGUCAACAACAAGAGGAAGUCCAAGGCUCCAUUCAGCCACUUGUAAUGGCUCUGCGAGGAAUAGUGAUGAAUAAAAGUAACUCCCCUCUCAAGAUGUCCCCCGAUCGCACCGAGACAACAAAUUUUGUCAGUGGGCACAAAGAGGAGAUGCUAACAUCAGAAGACUUCACCAAGGUGAUAACAAAGACAGUUCCUUUCACCCAUGAGCAAUCUGUGACCCAGGAGACCUGUGACAUGAAAAUUGGUGAGGCAAGUAAAUGCUGUCAACAAACUCAAACGAUGAAUACCAGCUCUUUCUACAUCAAGGACGAAACAAAAAAAUUCGCUCACAACAGUCAUAACAAAUGCAAUCAAAGUGCCACCCCAAGUGCUCCAUCCCUGGAAGCUCAACAAGAGACCGUUUCCAAGAAGACUUCACCCAUGGAGGCAUAUGUCUGUGAAGGCGUCAGUGGACAGUUAGCGAACUCUGCCACAACAGAGGAUCUUGCCUCCUCCAAAUUCCUCACAGUCUGUUUAAAACGUGUUCAGGUUGGCUUGUGGAAGCAAAGCAAGAAACGACGUCGUUCCAGAAAGGUAUCCAAAUUUAAAAUGAGUGACGUUGCAGUUUUUCACCCAGCACCGCUGAAGGUUGACCAACUGGUAAAACGACCAGGCCCAAACCAACCUGUGGUAGUGCUCAAUCAUCCUAGACCCCAGCUCCUCAAAAGUGGGGCAAGGGCAGCCACUGUGGCCCCUGAGGUUGUGCCAAAGUGCCAAAUCUUGAAGAUGAAGUUGAGCAAAGUUGAGGGGAGGAAAUACCAGGUGGUUGGGUGCACUGUAAGGGACUUCUCUUGAGUUUUACCUGACAAGGUCAUAACAGACAUAAAAAGU
Molecule: messenger RNA, 2896 nt
Organism: Lampris incognitus (smalleye Pacific opah)
Lineage: Eukaryota; Metazoa; Chordata; Actinopteri; Lampriformes; Lampridae
Exons: 2
Coding region: 332-2860 (842 amino acids)
Biological process (GO): regulation of DNA-templated transcription
Molecular function (GO): DNA-binding transcription factor activity, RNA polymerase II-specific; RNA polymerase II cis-regulatory region sequence-specific DNA binding
Source: RefSeq, a predicted model, not a curated record